AUUUUAGAUUAUAGGGUUCUGAGAAAUAACGAAACUUAAACACACGCAUACACACAAAGGAAUACACGCAUACUCAACACAUCAAAUCAUAUUCAGAUAUUCUUUAGAAUAUUCGACUAUUUUUUACUUUAGUAUACAAUACUACUUAGAAGCAUCAUAACAAAACAAUUUUCUAGUCUUUUAGUUUUUAAUAUCAAAUUUGAUUGCAUCAAUAUUUUGACUAUUUAAUAUUACAAAAAAAAAUUGUACUGAAUCAUGGCAAAACCAUUAUUAAAUUCAUUCUGUUGGUGUGGAUCUCUAAGAUUUGGAUCAAUUCUUUCUGGUUUUCUGGCUAUUAUACUUUCAAUCAUUUCAAUCGUUUUAAUUUUUACAACACGCAUUGAAUUUAAGACAAUAGUCCUGGAUUGGUUACCACCAAGUGUAGUUAAAAUAAUUUUGGCCAUAAAUUUGGUGAUGACAAUCAUUAUAUCAACAUUAAUGAUUGUCGGAGUUUUUAAGAGAAAUCAUUUCUGUAUGGUACCUUGGGUAGCAUUAGGUAUUAUGAUAUGUGUUGGUUUGCUGGUUUCUGUUAUUUAUACUGCUAUAGUCUACUUUAUUGAUGGUUUAACCAUUGUAGGCAUAUUGUGGUUAGUUAUCGGUUUAAUUUCCGUUGCACUCUUUACAUAUAGUUGGUGUGUUGUGUAUUCUUUGUACACAAUUAUGUCAGAAGAAAAUCAACGAGGCAUUUACAACAAAAGUCCUUAUCGAAGGUAAAUUUAUUUACCCAAGGACACCAAGUCUAAUCAUCAUCACGAAUUAUUUAUUUAUAUAAAGCAAUUGUUAGAUUUAAUUUAAUUUGACUAAUGAAUGAAUUUCAUAAAUUAUACAAAGGUUAUUUAUAUUUAUAUACAUUAAAGAAUUUUAAAUAACAUAAUUAUAAGUCUUUUUUACUCAAAUAUAUAUUUUAUUUUUUUAAGAACUAAACAAUGUUAUAAAUUUUUAGAAAAAAUAAAUAAUAAAAGUAACAAAAUAUAUUUACAUAA
This is a messenger RNA of Condylostylus longicornis, 1022 nucleotides long. RefSeq lists its product as uncharacterized. The record is from RefSeq and is a predicted model, not a curated record. The transcript is spliced from 4 exons. Bases 256 to 753 code for a protein of 165 amino acids. NCBI's taxonomy places the organism in Eukaryota, Metazoa, Arthropoda, Insecta, Diptera, Dolichopodidae.